AUGAGUAAACGCUCAAUAGCAGAUUCAAUCGGCGUACAUGAAGCAACAUUAAGAAAACGGCUAAAAGCAGGAACGGUGCCUACAUCACUGGGUCGCUUCAAAUUAGUUUUUACCCCAGAAAUGGAAGAGGAACUGGCUAUUUAUUGUAGAGAUUUAGAUAAAACAUUCUAUGGGCUCACACUUAAGGCACUUGGUAACUUGGUUUUUGAGUAUGCCGAAAGAAAUAACUUAAACCACAGAUUUAAUAAAGAAAAAAGAUCGGCCGGAAAAGAUUGGGUGUACUCAUUUUGUAAGCGUCAUAAACUUAGUUUACGUGUUCCAGAAAAAACAAGCCUUGCUCGCGCUGCUGGCUUUAAUAGGCCUCAAGUAGAACUGUUUUUCAGAAACCUAAGACAAAUCUUGAAUGAGAAAAAAAUACUGCCGCACCGUUUGUACAACAUGGAUGAAUCUGGUAUCCUAACCGUGCCCAACAAAUUACCCAAGGUUGUAGCUCCCAGAGGGAAAAGAACUGUAGGAAAAAUCGUUUCAUCUGAGAGGGGCCAGUUAAUAACUGCGGUGUGUUGUAUGGGAGCAACUGGACAAUACAUUCCACCUGCACUGGUUUUUCCACGAAAGAGACUGAAAGCUGAGCUAACUGAUAGAGCUCCAGCAGGGACACUCCAGCUUGUUUCAGACUCGGGAUUCAUCACUAGCGAGCUCUUCCUGGAUGGCUGGAUCAUUUUCAAACAUUUUGCAAAAGCUCAGUUGAAGACCCAGUUUUACUCGUUUUAG
Molecule: messenger RNA, 771 nt
Organism: Sitophilus oryzae (rice weevil)
Lineage: Eukaryota; Metazoa; Arthropoda; Insecta; Coleoptera; Curculionidae
Exons: 1
Coding region: 1-771 (256 amino acids)
Cellular component (GO): nucleus
Molecular function (GO): DNA binding
Source: RefSeq, a predicted model, not a curated record